AUCAAAUUGUACAGCAGAUUUUCGGAAGAGGCGUUCAUUAAUUUACGUUUUUUGCCUAAAGCACAGUGGUUUUAUCGUUAAAAAUGCUUGCUAUAAUCAAUCGUAUCCUUGAUUGGAUUAAAAGCUUGUUUUGGAAAGAAGAGAUGGAGCUGACACUGGUUGGAUUGCAGUACUCGGGGAAAACAACUUUUGUUAACGUCAUUGCCUCUGGGCAAUUCAGUGAAGACAUGAUACCGACAGUAGGAUUCAACAUGCGCAAAAUCACCAAAGGAAAUGUUACUAUUAAGGUUUGGGACAUCGGUGGCCAGCCCAGGUUCCGCUCCAUGUGGGAGAGGUACUGCCGAGGAGUUAAUGCUAUUGUGUACAUGGUAGACGCGGCGGACCCCGACAAGAUCGAGGCGUCCCGCAACGAGCUGCACAGCUUGCUGGAGAAGCAGCAGCUGACCGGCAUCCCCGUGCUCGUGCUCGGCAACAAGCGGGACCUGCCACACGCACUCGACGAGCACGGACUCAUCGAGCGGAUGAACCUGUCAGCUAUUCAGGACCGUGAGAUCUGCUGCUACUCAAUCUCGUGCAAAGAGAAGGACAACAUCGACAUCACGCUACAGUGGCUCAUCGCGCACAGUAAGUCCGGCAGCGCGCGUUAAUCGCACACCAAUAUCGACUCUACGUGCAACACAUCUUUAGCACUUAAGGCGCAGUUUUGCCUGAACUUUCUUAGUAUUUAAUGUUCUUCGUUUACGAAGAAGGAACAAGAAAUACUUUCACAACAUUGGUGACUUACAUUGCACAAA
Spodoptera exigua (beet armyworm) is the source of this 794-nucleotide messenger RNA. Lineage: Eukaryota; Metazoa; Arthropoda; Insecta; Lepidoptera; Noctuidae. The record is from the annotation of a GenBank genome assembly.